GACAGUAUGCUACCGUUUCGCGGUUCUGUGCGGAAUCUGUGUCAAUUUAUCAAUUUUAUUGUGUUUCUCAUACAUUAGGCUGUUCGAAGCCCCGUGGAAUUUCGAACCUCUAUUGAUACCUUUUUCAUGACUAAUGCAAAAAUUGUACAUGCGCUAGGAUACUUCGUCGAGCAGUUCACCUUGCAUGCGGCUCGUUCACAGCUGCCUUGUUCUGGGUCAUUAUCGAAGAACAUUCGCAAUCGCGUCAGUAGUGUUGGUGCAUUCGCUACGCGUACGUCUCCCUCCGAGCUAUUCCACACAGGAAGCACUAGUCGUCAUCCGGUCAUCAGUGGGGAAUUAACCAGUAGAAUGAGCAUGAGUGAUUCAGCAAAGCCAAAGGUAGUAUUCGUGCUCGGUGCCCCAGGAGCCGGAAAGGGAACGCAAUGCGAGAAGAUUGUGGAGCAGUUUGGAUUUACGCAUCUCUCGGCAGGAGACCUGCUGCGCGAGGAGCGGAAUCGCGAGGGUUCCGAGUAUGGAACCCUCAUCGAGGACAACAUCCGCAAUGGGCGGAUCGUGCCAGUUGAGAUUACCUGCGCUCUGUUGGAGAAUGCGAUGAAAAAAACGAAGGAGACUACCGGCAACGACAAAUUCCUCAUCGAUGGCUUCCCCCGCAACGAGGACAAUCUGCAGGGUUGGAAUAGUAAAAUGUCCGAAAAGGUGCAGCUGCUUUUUGUGCUCUUUUUCGAGUGCUCCGAGGACCAGUGCGUCCAGCGAUGCUUGAAGCGGGGCGAAAGCAGUGGUCGUUCAGACGAUAACAUUGAAUCGCUCAAGAAACGCUUCAACACAUACAUCAACGAUACGAUGCCGAUCGUGGGCCACUAUCAGAAGGAAAGUUUGGUGAAAGCCAUCGAUGCCACUCCGGAACCGAACGAAGUUUUUGAGAAAGUGAAAACUGUCUUCGAAGGACUCAACUAGGCUGUAACCGCUUCGGUUGCUAGGUGAUGGGGGACAGGUGGACCACGGCUAGUCUUUUGUGCAUUCACUCUGAUCGCAUUAGAUGCAUUGCUAUCCGAGUAAAACAUGUAGAAGUCAUUCCGGGUUGUCUGAAACUGCAAUUAGAAGAAUAAAACAAUCGAAAAACGCGGAUAAUGCUUGUCCAGUUAGUGUAGCUGCCGUGUUAAGUAUUUAUAGACAUUCAAACCCGUAUUGUCGCCGAAGUAAGUAUAGAUAAAAAAGGCUAUUGUGCAACGACAGUUUAGUAUUAUGGAAUCGUAAAAUGCAAAGAAACAUGAACUGAUCUAUGAUGAAUUAUGCUGAUUCGGAUGAAUAGCGGAAGUAGGCAAACAGAAACCUUUUAACUAUUAUCCUGCUGAGGCACAGGGUGAAUGUUAUUCUAUCAAAAAUAGGAAAAAUGUGUUUGAUUGUAAUUUUGCGAAUUGAAUAUUAUGAAAAUAUAUCAAUGUGCUCGAAUGUG
Messenger RNA from Toxorhynchites rutilus septentrionalis, 1453 nucleotides. RefSeq names its product UMP-CMP kinase (gene Dak1). Gene Ontology annotation, molecular function: UMP kinase activity; ATP binding. The coding region runs from base 127 to 954 and encodes 275 amino acids. The transcript is spliced from 2 exons. Gene Ontology annotation, cellular component: nucleus; cytoplasm. Gene Ontology annotation, biological process: UDP biosynthetic process; CDP biosynthetic process; 'de novo' pyrimidine nucleobase biosynthetic process. NCBI's taxonomy places the organism in Eukaryota, Metazoa, Arthropoda, Insecta, Diptera, Culicidae. The record is from RefSeq and is a predicted model, not a curated record.